This is a messenger RNA of Solanum verrucosum, 3489 nucleotides long. RefSeq names its product pentatricopeptide repeat-containing protein At5g38730. Gene Ontology annotation, molecular function: protein binding. The transcript has 5 exons. Lineage: Eukaryota; Viridiplantae; Streptophyta; Magnoliopsida; Solanales; Solanaceae. The record is from RefSeq and is a predicted model, not a curated record. Bases 306 to 2072 code for a protein of 588 amino acids.
GUUCCUUUGUUCUUUGGGUCCGAGUUUGGUCGCACUAGCGGCGGUUACUGUGCGAAAUUUUGCUGAUUGUCUUAAGUUUCCGUUCACAACUCCAUCAGUCCAUUAGCUUUGAAUUUCAAAUCCAUAGACACUGAGCCAGCAUUGAUGAGUUUGAUGACUGAUGAGAUACACCAAAGUCGAGAACUGAUUCUCAAUAAUUUUUCCCCAUAUCUUUGAACCACAUAACUACUUGAGCAAAAGCUGCAACAAAUAUUGAAAACCAGUGUGGUUUGAACUUUGGGUGGGUUGCUUAUCUUUCUUUUUCCAUGGCCAACCUGAUUCGCGCAAAUGUGGACAAUGAAAUGGUCAAAGCUGUUGCUGCAGUUGUCUUCAAGGGGCACUGGGACAAUCUUUUGAAGCCUAAGAUCGGUUCAUUUGUGACUUCCACCACUAUUAGCCAAGCUCUUCUUCAUAUAUCGCAAUAUUAUUUCUCCCUCUCAUGGUCAUUCUUUCAGUGGGCUGAAUCAGUUCCCAAUUACAAGCAUUCAUUGCAAUCCUCUUGGACUAUGAUUUACAUACUCACCAAACAAAAACACUUCAAAACUGCACAAGACAUGCUUCAGAAGGUGGCGGUCAAAAACUUUUUAUCAUCACCGACAGUUCUGAAUGCGCUUGUGAGAUCUAAUAUGAAUAAUGAUGUGAACUCACAUCUUUUAAGUUGGUUGGUGAUAUUCUAUGCUAAUUCAAAACUACCCCAUGAUGCAAUUCAAGUUUUUGAGCAUAUGAGGGUUUGUAAGCUUAUGCCCCAUACACAUGCUUGUACUACCCUUCUGAAUUCAUUGGUCAAGGAUGGGUUGACUGAUACUUUGUGGAAAAUUUACAAAAAGAUGCAAAAAAUAGGGGUCCUUCCGAAUAUCUAUAUCUAUAACGUGCUUAUGCAUGCCUGUUGUAAGUCCAGUGAUGUAGAGCGGGCUGAUGAUUUAUUGAGAGAAAUGGAGUUUAAAGCUACACUGCCUGACCUUUACACUUAUAACACAUUGAUAUCAUUGUACUGCAAGAAAGGCAUGCAUUAUGAAGCUUUGUGCGUGCAGGAUAGGAUGGAAAGAGCAGGAGUAUGUCCUGAUAUUGUAACCUAUAAUUCCUUAAUUUACAGUUACUGCAGGGAAGGGAGGAUGAGGGAGGCUUUGAGACUUUUCAAGGAAAUUAAAGGUUCUACCACUAACCUGGUUACUUACACCACAUUGAUAGAUGGAUAUUGCAGAGCCAACAAUGUUGCUGAAGCUUUAAGAUUGAAAGCCGCAAUGGAGGCAAAGGGUUUGUAUCCUGGGGUUGUUACUUACAACUCAAUUCUUCGGAAAUUGUGUGAGCAAGGCCAGAUGAAGGAUGCAAAUAUACUAUUAAAUGAAAUGAAUGAGAAGAAAGUCAUACCUGAUAAUGUGACUUGCAACACUUUGAUUAAUGGUUACUGCAAGAUCGGGGAUAUGAAAUCUGCUCUUAAGGUGAAAAAUAAGAUGUUGGAAGGUGGACUAAAACCUGACCGCUUCACUUACAAUGCUAUGAUUCAUGGAUUUUGUAAAGUAAAGGAUACAGAUGGGGCCAAAGAAGUAUUAUUUGACAUGGUUAGGGUUGGACUUUUUCCUAGCUACUGCUCAUAUUCGUGGCUUGUGGAUGCUUACUGCCAUCUGAAUAAUGAGGUAGCGGUUGUCUCAUUGCCAGAUGAGUUUGCAAGAGGAGGUCAUCUUGUUGAUGUUUCCUUUUAUAGGGCAAUUAUAAGGAGGUUGUGCAGGAGAGGUAAAAUUGAUGGUGCUGAAAAAGUUUUCCACAUUAUGCAAACAAAUGGAGUGCUUGGAGACAGUCUAAUAUAUGCUACUCUUGCAUAUGCUUACUUUAUGGUAGGGAAGGUUGAUGCUGCGUCAUAUUUGUUAGACGACAUGUACAAAAGAAGGCUAAUGAUAACCCUAAAAAUGUACAAAAGUUUUAAUGCUUCUUACUCUGAUGAGAAUACCCUUUUAGAUAUGUUUUGGAGUAAUGUGGUGCAAAGAGGUCUGAUUUCCAGAACUGUUUACGAUGAAAUCCAGUCAUGCAAUUCUUAGCUAUCUGGCUUGUGCAUUUCCAGGAAUUGCAGAUCAUUGUACAUUGUUUGGUGUAAAUAUCGAUGCGGGCAAGUUUUUACCCGAACAAACCAAAGAAGCACUCCAACAGAAAAGAAGAACAAGUAACACAUUAGCAGAUUGGAAAAUACCUGCUCAACAACAGCACCGAAUAAUAAACAAGCCCUAUAUAAAUUUGAGAAGAGAUGAAUGUGAAAACACAGAAGUCGUCAAUCAGAAUCUAUGUACUGUACCAACUUAUCUGAAAAAGAAAAAAAAGUACAUCUAUGGUGCCUAUGAACAGUGUUGCUCUUAAUUCUUAGUGAUAGACUAAUGUACACACUCUUAGGUUGUAUAAAUGCUUAUCCUGGUUAGUGUUUGCUUUAACUCCUCUUUCUUACACUGUCCUAUUGAAGGUACCCUGCUGACUUAUACAAAAGAGCAAAGGUAGACUCUGUGUUGGAUUGGCAUCACUCAAACUUGCAUCGGGGUACCGCUGGAUAUAUCUUUGAUACUGUUCUCGCUCCUGCUUUUGGGUUGACUUUGAAUCCACAAGCAGCAGCAGAAGCUGAGAAAGUCCUUUUGGCAUCUCUUGCAAAUAUCUAGUCUGUUUGGCUCCAGAGAAAAGGACGGUUUUUGCUUGGGAGUGGCCAACCUUCAAUUGCAGAUCUUAGCUUAGUGUGUGAGAUUAUGGAACUUGAGGUAAGGAGAUUUUCCCUUUUCCUGCUGUUUCUUUACAUCUUUUGAUCCAGAACAUAAAUUAUCACGAGGCAAAUCACAAGCAUUUGAAACCAAGGCAAAGGAUAUGCAGUGUGAAUUAACUGCAGCAAAAGACAAGCUGGAAAAAUCAAGGACAGAGAAAUCUACGGCACAUGAUCAGAGAGAGGUAACAUCUACCCCGAAUUCACCUUUGUUGUCAUUAGCCAAGCAAAUUGAGAAGGAAAAACGUGUGUUGGUUUGUCGGUUGAAAAAAUGCCAUUCAGAAGUUGCAAAAACAAAGAGGUGUUGAAGUGAUUUCAACAAAAGAUUUGCCACCUGUUUCUCUUGGGAAGCAACUAGAAGGAAAAGUGCAUGUUUAUGCAUUGUCUGAAGUAAAAUCGCGGGGCCAAUGACAGGAGUGGUAGAUCAGAACUUUCUUCUGUUGGGAUAAGAAAAGAACAUUCUUGCAGCAAAAAAUCAGGAGUACUAAAAGGCCACCAUUUAGAGAUGUUGGGAAUUCAUCACCAUUAUUGUUGAGGCAAAAUAGUAAAGCUGUUUACCCUUUGCACAGCCCUUAAAGCUGAGUAAGCCAAAUGUCUCUUUGUCUUGGAAGUUUUGUGAUGUUAUUUGUCUUCUUCAAGUGAUUAUUUGCUUAGUAUUGAUUGGUGCAAGCCUUUUGUAGAGCAAACAGUUUUGGUAGUAAUAAGAGUAUUUGCAUUGC